Messenger RNA from Parasteatoda tepidariorum (common house spider), 1343 nucleotides. RefSeq names its product mitochondrial ribosomal protein S22 (gene mRpS22). Gene Ontology annotation, molecular function: structural constituent of ribosome. The record is from RefSeq and is a predicted model, not a curated record. Gene Ontology annotation, cellular component: mitochondrial small ribosomal subunit. Lineage: Eukaryota; Metazoa; Arthropoda; Arachnida; Araneae; Theridiidae.
UUUAAAGUACUGUUUCACUGUUUAAGUGCUUUAAGAUGUAAAAAUUUAACUUGACGAACGUGCAGUUGUAAUCAAUAAUCAAAAUGCAAAAAUAAACACAACCAUCAAUCUUUGCUCCAUUCACAUUUCGUUAUUUAUAUUUAUGUUGAAGUUUCCCUAUGAAGCAUUAAAUUUUUUUAGUUUCUCGAAAUAAUAUUAUAUUUCGUAACACUUAAAGGGAACUAUCUUUAAUAAAAUAUACAAUGUCUUUUAAAAUUGUAAAUAAUAUCAUCAAGUUUCCCAAACUUCAGUUUAUUCGACGAUCAAAAAACAUUUCUAUUAACUUCUGCACGAAAAAUACUUCGGUUGAAAAGAUCGAAAAUAUAGAAGAACUAUUUUUGAAUUCAAAUGUGCAAAGAAUUUUAAAAAAAAUCACAGGCAUAGAUUACGACAAAAUAUUUGCUGUUAGCCAGACAUCUGGAGAGUUGGAGCCUCACAAAUAUGAAUUUGUUACAGAAAAACGACUUAAAGAGCUUCAAGAUAUGGCUGCUGCUAAAGCUGCCCAAAAACUUCAAAUGCCUCCAGUCAUGUCUGUUCGAAAACCAAUUAAGGAAGUCUUAUCGAGAGAUCCUGAACUACAAGGAUAUUUGAAACACAAAUAUGUUUUUAUUGAUAUAAGUCCAGAUGAAUCAGCUAGGGAUCGAAUGAUAACAGUUAGAGAAACUGAUGGCACAUUAAGGAAAGCUGACUGGGAUGAAAGAACACGCCUGAAUCAAAUAUUUUAUCCUUUACCUGGAAGAAAUUUAGAAACUCCAAAAAUGUAUGAAAGUCCUUAUUUUGAGUGCCUUCUUGAAGAUGGAGCAUACAAAUUUAUUUUAGACAGUGCAUGCUGCCAAUUUGAACCUGAUGACCCAGAAUAUCACCGAAUCACAACUGCAACAUAUGAACAUAUAAGAGAUAAGAAAAAAUUUGAUGAACUAAGAUCAACAAGACAUUUUGGGCCCAUGGCUUUUCAUUUUGCUGUAACAAAAAAUAUUGAUUCUCUACUAAUUGAUAUGAUCGAGCACAAUUUAAUAAGCGAUGCUUUUGACUAUAUCCAACUGCUGUAUCUUACCCACAAGGACAUGCCAGUGCCCAAAGAUUUUGAAGAAAAUAAUGAAAUGGAGGUUAUUAAGGACUAUAUAAAAAACCAUGCUAGCCAAAAAGGAAAUUUAGAGCUUGUACUACAGUCAUACUUAGAGAAAAGUUUCAAGAGCAAUGAAGAGGUUUCAGUUUGAAGUGAAGUACCAUAUUUUAGUUUUGUUUAAGUUUUUACUCAGCAUCAUAUGUACAUAAAAAUACAAUAAAAAAUUCUGUCAAGUUGA